This is a messenger RNA of Prunus armeniaca (apricot), 249 nucleotides long. The record is from the annotation of a GenBank genome assembly. Lineage: Eukaryota; Viridiplantae; Streptophyta; Magnoliopsida; Rosales; Rosaceae.
AUGCAGGUUGAAUCCGAACCUAUCCUAGUACAAGGACAAGAAGACUGGAUUGAAGACUAUGAAGAGGAGCAGUUAGACUAUGAACCAUAUGCAGAUGACCAGAUUGGACUCCUCGAACUAGAGAACUGGACAGAGGAGUAUGGGGAAAAACAGAUGGAAUAUGAUGGAGAACUAGAUGAGGAAAUUGAGGGCAGUAGAAGGACAAGAAAACACUUUGGAAGGAGACGUGUUCUCCCAGGAAAGCUUUGA